GAAACAUUGCGUGUCCAUAUUCCGCCGGUCCUCGCCGCCGAGCCUCGCCGAGCACAAUCCCAAUUACACACACUUUCACACGCCGCCCACACACAAGCUCAGGUCGUCGCCGGAGGCCUGCCUAUUGACAAAACCCGCAUGCCAAUCGGCCCACCCGAGAUUUCGACCAUCAUAUCCAUACGAAGCUUCGAGUCUCCUAGGACGCAGUUAGAGCAGCCAGGCAGGUUUUUUGUAAAUUUCUAACGCCCGGGACGCCUCAAGGACGCUUAGCAUUCACGACAACCGGGCACAGAAGCUGAUACAUACCAAGGACGAAUUGCUCUUCCUCCGAAUAUCGUAUUCGGAUCAUGCCUCAUGCAUCGGAGGCGGCCACCGAUGCAGCUCAACCCAAGUUCGUACGGUUAUGUUGGAUCGAUCUGACUGGGCGAGUUCGCUGCAGGAUAGUACACAGGACGCGGUACGAGCAGAUGAUCCAAUCACCGCCGGAAUCCAUUUUAUCGUUACCAGCUUGUGUGAUGGGAUUGGGGCAUCAAGACGAACUGGCGCCCGGUUUCGGUCCCUCAGGAGAUCUGUACCUGCAACCCGACAAGAUAUCGUACCGAGUAUUGACUUACUUUCCUACCCAUGCCAUGGUCAUGUGCAGUCUUCUGAGGCGGCGAGAGCCCGACAGUCAUCAAGCAUCCGAGAACCAUUCUAGCCACUUUUCUCCGUACCCACUAUGUCCUCGAUUCAUCCUGAGUUCGACUCUCCAUUCCGGAAUAGCUGAGAGUGGAGUGUCGUAUCUGAUCGGGUUCGAGAUCGAAGUGGUCCUGCUCAAGUCCCUCCAACCUCUCGAAGCGGUGGAUAGUGGACCACACUUUUGGAGCGGCGCUUCCAGUUUCCGGAACGGUGCCGCAGGUCUAGCAUGCAUUGAGAAAGUGGUCGGCUACCUGGAGGAGGCAAAUAUCACUGUGGAGCAAUGGCACGCUGGCAGCGCACCUGGACAGUUCGAACUUGUCCUCAGUCCGCAUGCGCCUUUUCAAUCAUGUGAUGAACUGAUUUACGCCAAGGAGUUGAUCUAUAGUGUUGCUCACGAGAUGGGUUUGAAAGCGACAUUUUCACCUAAACCGUUCCAAGCUGCACGUGGCACUAGGUCGCCCAUGCAUAUAUCUCUUCACAAGAAAAACAAGCAAUUGCCUGAAGGUCAAUUGCAAUCGAGAAACUCCUCGUCUUCUCCACCGUCACCCACGGCUAGGUCGAGCACUACCAUCAACUUUAUUGAAAGUCACUGGCUGGCCGGUAUGCAACACACGCCUUCAUCUCUGUCCUACUAUUUUUGCUAAACAAUAUCCUCGAUAUCGAUAUUAAAUGCGG
Messenger RNA from Puccinia graminis f. sp. tritici CRL 75-36-700-3, 1353 nucleotides. RefSeq lists its product as uncharacterized. The coding region runs from base 348 to 1322 and encodes 324 amino acids. NCBI's taxonomy places the organism in Eukaryota, Fungi, Basidiomycota, Pucciniomycetes, Pucciniales, Pucciniaceae. The transcript has 8 exons. Gene Ontology annotation, molecular function: glutamine synthetase activity. The record is from RefSeq and is a predicted model, not a curated record.